GCUUAAAUUUAAGUGUGUGCGGUGGUGAAGGGCACAGCUCGCUUUGGAUUUACACAGGUCCACCCGCGCCUUCCAGAGCACGCGCUUUACUUGGAUCUGAUCAUAAUACGAUACCGGUCGAUGUUUUGCGGAAAAAAACCCCAACUGUUUCUUGAAACUGUAGGACGGAAUUGUUCCACAUUGGAGUUUUCAGAUGCCGUCAAGGGUCGAUACAAUGCCCAUACGCGAGCCUCACUCCUGAAUGCUGGUUCUUGCUUUUGCAUGAGCGAAAUAUAAACAGCUGGCGCGCGUGUGUGUGUGUGUGUGUGUGUGUAUGUUUAGAAAGUCUUUAAUCAACCUGCAGUCGGUGUGUGGAGGGCAAAUGGCCACAAGGCGUGCAGCUCACAGCGCGCACACAUUCCUGUGAUGUGGUUCUGUCACACUUUGCCGAGCUUUUGUGAGACGGAAGUCGGACAUUUACGCCGACUGGACACAGUUUGAGGAGUUACACGGUUUUCUUUCAUUGUUGUGUGUCUGUUUCACGACUCUGACCACCGCGGAGUCAAUGAUGACUGAGAACAAUGAGAUGGAGAGGGAAUCUCAGCUCCAGCGCUCUCCAAGCACCAUGUCCAUCCAACCGAUGUCAUCCAAGCUCCAGAGACUAAAACGCUCGCUGUCCUUCAAGACCCUCAUGCGCAGCAAAAGCGUGGAGAACUUCUUCCAGAGGUCCUACAGCGAUGCUCACCUGCCCCCAGAUUUCAUCACCGACCCACCGCCUCCUUCUCCCCCUCUGCCGCCUGGCUCUCCCCUCGUCGGCGACCGCUCACCGUCUAUUUCACCCUCUCUCAGCCCCAACCCCUCCAUCUCCUCCCACUCCCCCUCCCUCAGCCUUUCCCCAUCACUGCCCACCAAGCCGCCCCGUCCUCAGAUUACUCACUGUUUCCAGGACCAUGUCUUUCGCAGACCCACCAACUGCCAGCACUGCAAGCACAUGAUAGUGGGAAACUCCAAACAGGCUCUGCGGUGUAAAACAUGCAAGAUGGCUGCUCACCUGUGGUGCACUUCAGAACUAUCGCAGCAGCAGUGCCACGGGAAGUCAGGAGCAUUCAAGCGAAACUUCAGCUCGCCGAUGCUCGUCAAUGACCAAUUGUCUGUCGUCAAGGAAGUUCAACCGAGCCAAGAGGCUGUGCGGCUGCGUGUAGAUCCCGUGUAUGCCGCCUUGCGCUUCGGGACAUCCUUGGCACAGAUGAGCCGCUCCAGUUUUGGCAGUUUGUCAGAGUCGCCAACACGCAGCCUGGGAGAGGGAGGUGAGGAGAUGCAGCAGAGACAGUACAGCAUGGAGGAAGAGAUAACUCAGGAGACGGGGGAUAUCCCUGUACCCGAAGUCGAGAUCGAGCAGGAGGAGGAAGAGAGCUUCAGCCAAGCUCCGACUCCUGCAGAAGCUCCGACUGCUGCAGAAUCUCCGACUCCUGCAGAAGCCCAGACCGCUGCAGAAGCCCAGACUCCUGCGGAGGAGAGCAGUGUGAUGGUGCCCAAGCGCAUUGACGUUCACUCCAUCCACACCUAUGUAGCGCUCUACAAGUUUCUGCCUCAGGAGCAGAAUGACCUGGAACUUCAGCCCGGUGAUCGUGUGCAGGUCACUGACGACUCUAACGAAGAGUGGUGGAAGGGAAAGAGUGGCGACAAAGUCGGCUUCUUCCCGGCCAACUUUGUGCAGAGGGUCCGGCCAGGAGAGAGAGUGUGGCGGGUGGUCCAAGGCCUUCCCGGCAACCGAGAGAGAGGACACAUGGCCGUGAGGGAAUCCCAGAUCUGCGUUGGAAAGCAGGAAGACGGCGAGGUGUUUCUGAAGCUGAGCAGCGGAAAGAAGAGAGGGUUGGUCCCAGCUGACUCCAUAGAGGAGAUCUGAGCUUCUGCUCCUUCCACUUCUCCUUUUCCCUGGGAGGCACUCUCAUUCAGACAAUCACCAUCAGCUCUACCCUGCCCUGCCGCAGCCUCUCCAACCACUCCUGAGUGACUUAAACCGAACGACGAUAAACUGGACCACAAACACACACUUCUUCAAAGAGCUGGAACCUGAUGAACACAUGGUUUCCAAUUGAUUACUGUCUCAAAAAGAGUGUGCAGUUACGCAGAACUCGUAGAAAGGCCCUGUUUCUCAGCAGUCUAGUUUUAUCUUUCCAAUACACAAACAAAUCGAUGUAAAAAAACAUGCUUUAAAUAUGCUUGUCAGAUGACUGUUCACGUUUAGUUUCUUCCCAGCAAAAAGAUGUGGGAGGAAGCUGAGUCCUCUCAUGGGAACAUGAUGCCUCUGUCAGUGUCCUUUUUUUCUCGUUUCGGCCCACUCUGUCCCUGUGUUUCAUCCCUUUCUGCCUGUGUCAGGGUCUCAUGGCCUGAGGACUGAUAUCACCUUCAUGAUACCAACAUGAGGCGCCCGGCCAAGGGCAGCAACUGCCAGUCAGAGAAAGCUGCCCUCAUCCAGAAAGAGAGGAGAGGAAGAUGAAAGGAGGAGACUCGGUAUCCUCAGCAGUGUCAGGCUGAGUUAUAAUUGCACUUGCCAACUUGAGAGUUAAGAAAUGAGAAGACUUUCAAAAGAAAAGUGAAGGCUCUGGGGAUCUUUUCACAGGAAACUCAAAAACUUUCCCCCGCUGACUUUUUCAGUAUAGUAUAACAACGAAAAUAUGUGACAGCGUAUUGUUUUUCUUUCUGCUAAGAGAGCAUGAAUCGGCCGACAAAAGGUCACAUUUUGCAAAAUAAACGUUUGCUUUUUCAACCAUCUACCAACUUAA
Messenger RNA from Cyclopterus lumpus (lumpfish), 2765 nucleotides. RefSeq names its product SH3 and cysteine-rich domain-containing protein 2-like. The record is from RefSeq and is a predicted model, not a curated record. Gene Ontology annotation, biological process: skeletal muscle contraction; positive regulation of protein localization to plasma membrane; positive regulation of voltage-gated calcium channel activity. Gene Ontology annotation, molecular function: protein binding. The transcript has 11 exons. Gene Ontology annotation, cellular component: extrinsic component of cytoplasmic side of plasma membrane. NCBI's taxonomy places the organism in Eukaryota, Metazoa, Chordata, Actinopteri, Perciformes, Cyclopteridae. Bases 545 to 1885 code for a protein of 446 amino acids.